AUGGGCGCCCUUAACUACCCCACUUCUAAUCCACCCAAAUCCACCCAAUCCAUCCACGACAUCGCCGAGUGGAUUCGGUGGAUUAGCCAAUCCACUGGGAUUUUGCCAGUGGAGUGGACAGUGGAAUCCACGAGUGGAUCCACUACGUGGAUUGGGUGGAGUGGCUUUCAACCCUGGAAAUACGACAAGGAAACAGGGGACGCUGUUCAACGUCACUUGGUUGGCAAUGCCGAUGGCACCUUUCUCUGGGUCGCCUUGGUCUGUCAAGAGCUAGCAGAUCCCAAGGUCCGAAAACGGCAUACACUCGACACAUUGAAGUCAUUCCCCCCAGGUCUUGAUCCUCUCUAUAAGCGAAUGGUGGAACAUAUCAGCGAUUCGAAAGAUGCAGAUCGUUGCAGAGAGAUCCUCGCUCUUGCUUCGGUCGUAUACCGACCCAUCACCCUAGACGAGUUAAAGGCUCUUGCCCAGUCGCUCGAAGAUCUCGACCAGGAUGAGUUGGAAGAAAUCAUCAGCUCCUGCGUCAUCUACUUUGUGCAUCAAUCAGCCAAAGAUUUCCUGCUCAAGAACGCGUCAAAACAAAUCCUACCUUCUGGCAUUGCGCACCAGCACUAUGCCCUCUUCUCGAGGUCGCUAGGGGUCCUGUCGGAAACUCUUCGACGAAACGUCUACAGUCUCAACACGCCAGGAUUCUCCAUUGAUCAGGUCUCACCGACUAAUCCCGACCCAUUAUCCCCAAUUCGAUAUUCAUGCGUCUACUGGGUUGACCAUCUUCACGACUCAGAUGUCGCAGAAGUCAACGACAUUCUGCGGGAUAACGGCAACGUCCAUGUAUUCAUCCAGAAGAAGUACUUGUAUUGGCUGGAAUGUCUUGGUCUGCUACGAAGCAUGUCGGAGGGAAUCAAGGCGGUACAUAAGCUCGAGGCUUUAGUGAAAAUCGCGGGAGCGCAGAAACUGACAGAACUACUUCGAGAUGCGCGCCGAUUCAUUCUUUCUCAUGCUCGCACCAUCGAGAUUGCUCCAUUACAGGCUUAUGCGUCCGCACUCGUGUUCAGUCCUGAACACAGUCUCACCAGAGAGCUCUUUAAGAAGGAGGAGCCGGAUUGGAUGGUAUUGAAGCCAAGAAUGGAGGCAGAUUGGAACGCUUGCCUGCAGACGCUCGAGGGCCAUGGCUGGCCGGUGACGUCGGUGGUGUUCUCGGCAGAUGGUCAGCGUCUUGCAUCUGGCUCAGAGGAUCUGACAGUCAAGAUCUGGGACGCAGCCACGGGCGCAUGCGAGCAGACCCUCGAGGGCCAUAAGAAUUCGGUGACGUCGGUGGUGUUCUCAGCAGAUGGCAAGCGUAUUGCAUCUGGCUCAGAGGAUCUGACAGUCAAGAUCUGGGACGCAGCCACGGGCGCAUGCGAGCAGACCCUCGAGGGCCAUAAGAAUUCGGUGACGUCGGUGGUGUUCUCAGCAGAUGGCAAGCGUAUUGCAUCUGGCUCAUAUGAUGACACAGUCAAGAUCUGGGACGCGGCCACGGGCGCAUGCGAGCAGACCCUCGAGGGCCAUGGCGAUUCGGUGACGUCGGUGGUGUUCUCAGCAGAUGGCAAGCGUAUUGCAUCUGGCUCAUAUGAUGACACAGUCAAGAUCUGGGACGCAGCCACGGGCGCAUGCGAGCAGACGUUUAACGUUGGGAGAGUAUUAUAUCACCUUUCAUUUGAUCCAACGUCAAAUGCUCUCCUCUCUACCGAUAUUGGACUUCUAAAUCUGGAUCGCCCGGCUCUGCCGCCUGUCAUAAAUGAUCGGUCGACUGAGAUAACAUUACCGCGUGUUAGCCAUUCUGGAUGGGGUAUAAGCGCGGAUGGCGAAUGGAUUGUUGAAGAUGGAAAGAAGAUGCUUUGGCUGCCUCCAGACUAUCGAGGGGGCAUGCCCGCUAUUGUUAGAUCAACGGUCGCUAUCGGCUAUCGUUCAGGUCGUGUGUUGGUGAUGAGAUUGUUUUAG
This is a messenger RNA of Fusarium poae, 1977 nucleotides long. RefSeq lists its product as uncharacterized. Lineage: Eukaryota; Fungi; Ascomycota; Sordariomycetes; Hypocreales; Nectriaceae. Gene Ontology annotation, molecular function: protein binding. The coding region runs from base 1 to 1977 and encodes 658 amino acids. The transcript has 3 exons. The record is from RefSeq and is a predicted model, not a curated record.